ACAGGAAGAAAACAUCCAGCUGAAGCUAAGCAGGGAGAGCUUUGGCUAGCUGAAAAGCCUGUGUAGCAUUGUCACAGUAAUGAAACGGCAUUGAGAGUCGGGAACAAACUGGUGUUUGGUCAUGCUGUGUCCGGAGUAGCGGCCGCAUUGAUAGAUACCCAGGGAAUAUAAUUCUCCUCGACUUUCCUCCGGUCCGGGUGUUGAAACGAGGUGUGAAUGAGUGACGUGGUGCCUCCCACAGCUCUCAGUGAAGUCCAGCUCCGCUUCCUCAACCACGAUGACAUAGAGAAUGUCAAGCUGCUCUGUGGUGAUUGGUUCCCAAUCGAGUACCCAGACUCGUGGUAUCAGGACAUCACCUCCAACAAGAAGUUCUUCUCCCUCGCUGCCACCUUCAGAGGAGGCAUCGUGGGAAUGAUUGUGGCCGAGAUCAAAGGCCGGACCAAAGUACACAAAGAGGAUGGAGACAUCCUGGCCUCCAGUUUCCCUGUGGACACACAGGUAGCCUACAUCCUGAGCCUGGGAGUGGUCAAAGAGUUCAGGAAACAUGGCAUAGGCUCCCUACUGCUGGACAGUCUGAAGGAGCACAUCUCAACCACGGCUCAGGAUCACUGUAAGGCCAUCUACCUGCACGUCCUCACCACCAACAACACUGCCAUCCACUUCUACGAGAACAGGGACUUCAAGCAGCACCACUACCUGCCCUACUACUACUCCAUACGAGGCGUCCUCAAAGAUGGAUUCACAUACGUGCUCUACAUCAAUGGGGGUCAUCCCCCCUGGACGAUAUUUGAUUAUAUCCAGCACAUUGGUUCCACCCUGGCCAGCCUGAGCCCCUGCUCCAUCCCUCAGAGGUUGUACCGGCAUGCCCAGUCCCUGCUGCGCUCGCUGCUGCCCUGGUCCAACAUCGCCUCCAAGACCGGCAUUCAGUACAGCAGAACAAUGUGACGACGACAUGGAGUGCAACCGUUUCUCAUCAGUCUUCCCCUGUACACACCCAGAUGUACGUGCACACUCACAUCCUCAUAACGGCGUUCCACUCCCUGUGUUUGACACAGGACUCAGGUUCAACCUGUGUUUGACCGCACACAUGCUAGAAUAUUAUUCCCGAUUUUCCAAUAUGCGUAUUGUCACUGUUCCCGUAGGUCCGCUAAACAGGGUUGUCGCGUUGCAAUAUUGAUGAUUUUACACUGAUGGACAGGUGUGAUCUGGUAAAACCACGGGAUCUCUUUGAACGAUUCUUUUACAAUACUACCCCGUAUAUACUACAACACUAUCCCAUAGUUACUAAAGUAACCUGUGUACUUGUGUAUGCUAAAGUCGAGCAGUGUCGGAUCCGCUUUCCCCCCAAGGCAGCGGAACAAAGCAGAGGACCUGUUCAAAUAAACCACGGACGGCAAACACAGGUCGUGGUUUUGGUGUGAAAAGGGUGUUACACACACACACAAUGGGAACCCGACAGAGACUAAAGGUUCAACCCUGCCUCUCUUCCUGUCUCCUCUCCUCCUGUCCACCACUGUCACAGAGACUAUGUAUAAUGUUUGUAUAUUAUAUAUACUAAGCUAAUAUAUAAAUGUAUCUCUAUAUAUGUCUGUUUUAUGCUGUCCUUAGGCUUUCAAAGAUUACCCACCCUGUCCCCUUGUUAUGAGUGUAGACUGAAUCCAGAGUCAAUUCCACUUAGUAAAAUACACUCAAGAACACGUUAAAUUUAAUUGGUCCUUUAAUCGAGCUACGCUAACAGGCUGGAAGUGUAGAAUAAAGCAAAUUUUACGCAGAAAACUUUGGGACACAAUGUAGAUGGGUUGAUAUAUUUAGUAGCAAUUUCAAAAAAGGAUUCUUCCCUUUUGAAAAUUCACAAUAUAUUAUGUUUUGCUGUGUGCAAUAACUGAACUGGGAUCUGCACUCGUGACAUUGGUAAAGAAUCUUGUGAACAUGUUAUAGCAUGUUUCUCACAUAUCAUGCAGUUCUGUUUGAAAGUCUUGCAUAAAAAUGUGAUCAAAACUCAGCAUUUCUACACCCCUUGCAAAUGUUUUUAAGAGGGGGAGUUCCUCGGGUCCUUAUUUUAGAGAUUUUUUAAAUGGCUGCAGCCCUGUCCCGUCUGCUCCAUGGCUGUAAAGUUGCUGCUAAUCUAGAGGAAUGUCCACUUGUUUGUCCCAAUCUUUUUAAAUACAGCCAAGAUCAGAUUUUUAUGCCUGUAGUAGGUAUGAGAAAAAAAAAGUAAUGCUCCCCCAAAACAUAAGUCAUACACACCUCAUCGGCCUCCGUGCAUGCAGGUGUGUAUGUCUGUGUGAAUAUUUAUGCACACGGGGUCCAAAUUUAUUACCCGGCAAGUGCCAACUGUUGGUCCGCUCUGCCCGCGGAAAGAAGAAUGAGUAAAGUUUGCCCGACAUGUUGACUGUGAGUUUGUCAGUGAGUAACAUUGUAGUAUCUCAACUCUUUUGCCUACUGUUGCACCUGAUCCAAUGUAUCAGUCAGUAAGCAAGUAGAUUUGAUACAUGACACAGCACUGUGUCAUGCUGUGCCCUGUGCGGGCAAAAAUGUGCGUUUGUUGGAAAAAAAAAAAAAAGGUGAAGGUUUCUCGGGACAACCAGUCCUGGGCAGGUAACUCAAAAGUAAAUUUCAGACAUUGUGUAUGCAAUAAAUUUGUUUCAUUUGACUGAUUGUAAAGACUGAGUCAGUGUGACUAUCCCUGCUGUAUGGCUAUUUUACUAUCAUUAUUAUUUUUACAUUUUCAUUGUGAUUGUCAUAUAACAUUGUCAUAAACCUGAGCCUUGUUUUCAUUAACAAUAACCCAACUGUU
This is a messenger RNA of Anoplopoma fimbria (sablefish), 2797 nucleotides long. RefSeq names its product N-acetyltransferase 15 (GCN5-related, putative) (gene naa60). The transcript has 7 exons. Gene Ontology annotation, biological process: N-terminal peptidyl-methionine acetylation. Gene Ontology annotation, cellular component: Golgi membrane. Gene Ontology annotation, molecular function: histone acetyltransferase activity; protein-N-terminal amino-acid acetyltransferase activity. NCBI's taxonomy places the organism in Eukaryota, Metazoa, Chordata, Actinopteri, Perciformes, Anoplopomatidae. The coding region runs from base 217 to 945 and encodes 242 amino acids. The record is from RefSeq and is a predicted model, not a curated record.